UCAGCGGCAUCUUGGGAGGAACUAUCCCCCGACCAGAAGAGAGUGAACCCAAUCUGACAGUUUUUCACUCUCUUCUUUGGUUUCUGUUUCUUGUCGCUUUUCAGCUUCCUAUAACAUGAAGUUGUGAAUAAUUAUUGUUUAAAACGUUUCCACUGUUCGGAAAACCCGGACAUCUUCCAUUGGGUUCACGGCAGUUACUUCCCGGUGUUUAGCUUGUGUGGUUGGACCGGGGAGAACCUGCAGAGAUGUCCGACAACGGUGGCUCGGCCGUCGGCCUCCUAUCCUAUGAGACGCUGGUUCAUGCUGUGGCAGGUGCAAUGGGGAGUGUGACAGCUAUGACCGUCUUCUUUCCUCUGGACACGGCCAAAAGCAGACUCCAGGUGGAUGAGAAGAGAAAGUCGAACUCAACUCCAGUCAUUCUGGCUGAGAUAGCAAAGGAAGAAGGCUUUCUGUCACUGUACAGAGGCUGGUUCCCAGUUAUCUCCAGCCUUUGCUGCUCCAAUUUUGUCUACUUCUACACGUUUAACUCACUGAAGAAGCUGAUGGCAUCUGGUCCAGGCCAGUCCAGACCUGGGAAAGACUUGCUCAUUGGAAUUGUGUCAGGAGUGGUGAAUGUGAUCCUGACCACUCCCAUGUGGGUGGUCAACACUCGACUGAAGAUGCAGGGGGUAAAGUUCAGAAACGAGGACCUCCACCAGACUCACUACAGAGGCAUAUUUGAUGCUUUCUCACAGAUCAUAGCCAACGAGGGGGUGGGAACUCUGUGGAACGGCACUUUGCCCUCUCUCGUCCUCGUACUCAACCCUGCUGUGCAGUUCAUGAUUUAUGAGGCCAUGAAGAGGAAGGCAGGCAGAGGAGGGAGGAAGAUAUCCUCAGCAAAGAUUUUUCUCAUUGGAGCCAUUGCCAAGGCCAUCGCUACCACUGCCACGUAUCCUCUGCAGACAGUUCAGGCCAUACUGAGGUUUGGCCAGUAUACAAGUGACGCCGAGGGUGGUGGUGUGAUGGGGAGCCUUUCUAACAUUUUGUUCCUGCUCAUGGACCGGAUAAAGAAGCACGGUGCUCUCGGUUUGUACAAAGGCCUGGAGGCCAAGCUGCUACAGACGGUACUGACGGCUGCACUCAUGUUUGUUGUGUAUGAGAAGAUCGCUGCAGUGACCUUCAGACUCAUGGGGAUGAACAAGAAACUGAAGCACUGAAGACUGCUACCUGAACACAGCAAACCGUCAGUGCACUCAUCCUCAGUAGGUUUUAAAGCCUGCUGAUGCUAUUACUAACAUUAUGAAUUGUUUCUGUCGCAUAGGCACGAUAAUAUGAGCCCGCAAUGGUGCUUUGGGAGCCCCACAUUCCUAUUCCAUUCCCAAAUUAUAUAACAAAACCAGAGGGGGGUUUAAUUAUUGCUAUUGUUAACCUCUAACUGUGAACAUCUGUGCAUACACAUCCUCUCCACUGGUGCAUUUCUCUUGGUUAAGCAUGGUCCUGCAGGGACUAAAGUUAACUGAGUUUAUGUGACAAAGAAAAACAUACAGACAUUAUUUAUUAGUUUGGUUUGCUGUAUAAUAUCUUCUAGUGUGAGGUGAGUUAAACAGGUCCUGUAUUGAGUAACUGUUUGAAAAGAACACCUUUCAAAGAGCUGAACUUUCUACUGUUAAAAAAUAAAACUCUGUCAGGUGAUGAUUUAAAAAAAAACCAACAAAAAAAACCCGUUUAGGCAAAAGAACACAAAUACACCUGUUUGGCCUCUUUCUGAGAGAUGUUGGCUGCACUGAAAGACUGAUACAGCUCUCGUGGAAAUAUACAUGCUCUUUAAGAAAUUACUGGUUCAAAUCAAUGGGCCAGACUAGCUGCUUUCCCCUGGUCCGAGUUUUUGUCAUGAGUCUGCUGUAGUUUCAUAUUUCACUAUAGGAGAUGAAUGAUAUUUGUCUUUACAUUUACAUUUUCAUAUGAAUUUGAAAAAGUGUAUUUCAAUUUAAGACUUUUGUCUUAACAUUUGAGCUUUAUUGCACGUGAUGAUAAGUUUACUGCUGCCUUAAUCUAAACCACUGGGCCAUUCUUUACAUACACUUAAGCUUUUAACUGUGAAUUUAUCCAGUUGUGAAAUCCUGCAAGAUGGAAACCUCAUUAAAUUAAUUUAAUAUAAAUUGAGGGAAAAGCACAGUGUAUGUGUCUGCACAUGCUGCAGUAGUUGUAGGUAGCAAGUGCCUCUGAUUGUAAUGCAUUAUGAAAAAGAAACUGUAUGAACUGACAUACAGACGAGUGACAAAUUAAAGGAAAAAAACAAGCUAAAAUCUUAGUUGUGCGUCCACAGCAUCAGUGCACCUCAGCAUGUAUUCUUAAAGUCUUUGGACCUACAAAGAUAAACAGUAUUCUUCCAAAAGACACACCCUCAUUAUGUUGCUGGUGGUGGAGUACACCAACUAACACCUACACACAAAUUUCUCUCAAAUUAGCUUGUUUUGUGGUCUUGUGACUGCAAAAGCUGUAGCUUCUGAUUCAUGAAACCAGUCAGAGUAUAAUAUUUCCUCACUGCAGGAAUUAGAGGUUUGUUUCCCCCAUAGACUGAAUAUAAAACGUGGAUGGAUCCACUAUCAACUACUGAUUAGCUUUGUACUCUGCAUUUUAAGGUUUUGGCUGCUAAAAUGUUGUUGUUAUCAAGUUUUGGAGGGUUUAUGAGCCAGAAGUGACUAUUUAUGGAUGACUCUGUGGCAAGACUGGAACACAAGCUUCUUUGAUAGUUUACUACUGGUGAGAUUAUUACACGACAAAAGACACCAAUGCUACAAAAACUGGUUAAGCUGAGCAGACAUCUGUGUCGGCAUGUACCUGUAAGUCAGCGUAGCCACACCUUUUACUUUUGAGCUUUUGUAAAGUUUAGAUAAGAAAGCAACCAUGUGGACUGGGGCUAACAGGUUAUAAAGACAAAAAGAAACUGUAUCAGGUUGCAAACACAUUUAUUUUUGUUGUAAAGCUGGGCAUUUUAACAUCAAAGGUUAUAGGGUUUUGACUCUUUUGAAGCCAGUCUCACUCUAAAGAGCUGCAGGUUUUGGCACUUUUUCAUUUUGAUGCUUGUCGAUGGUUUAAUUCUUUUUUUUGUCACUCGUUUGUAAGUUAUUCAGUGACUGUUGAUCUACACAAACACUUGAUGCACUGAGUUUUUUCUACUGUUUUCAAUAUCGCAGUGUUCGACGUGCGCUCUUUUUCUUUCACACAGAUGUCUUCCAUUAUGUCUAUCAGUUCCCUGCGAGUAGUGUAAACUUGUCGGGGAUCGCAGUGAUUCACAGUAUUUGUCACAGUACUUUCUCUCUCUCUGAUGUGGUAAAUGACAGUUAAUGCUGCCUUUCAACUUGAUGCCGGUUGACAGUUGAUCCACUCCUCCUGCUGCUGUUGUUGUUAAACUGGUUUUUCUCUCUUUACGUCUUGGUUAUAACCAAGAGAGGCGCUUCCCUUUAACACCGCAGCCUUUAGACCUUUUGUUGUUCUAUCAAUACUCUAGCCAAGUGACACAUUUACCAGAUUUCAGCUCCUCUGCCAGUUGUCACUUAUAUUUGGUAGCAGUUAGGAAAAACAGCUCCAACUGUUUGGUUUUUUGUUUUUUUUUUUGAUUAAAGCUUUACAAUUUUGCUUUUUAUAUUUUACAAAAUGAACUUUGUUUACAUCCAGUUCUUAUUUGAUAUCAUCUUGACUCAUUUACAACAACAAAAAAAACACAACACAGAUUUUCUAAUUUUGUUUAAAUAAAUAUAACACUGUUUGUGGGUUGUAAAUUAUUGUUAUAACCAGGGAAUAAAAAAAGAUUGAGAAACAAUACUGAUUUCUUUAAUUGUGUUUUGUUUAGAUCAUUACAUGCCAGAUAAAAUGUAGUUCAUCACUGCUUUAAAAAAAUAAAAUAAAAGAAUCCCCCC
Maylandia zebra (zebra mbuna) is the source of this 3899-nucleotide messenger RNA. It is a transcript of the gene slc25a17l, whose product is annotated as solute carrier family 25 member 17-like. Gene Ontology annotation, molecular function: ADP transmembrane transporter activity; FAD transmembrane transporter activity; FMN transmembrane transporter activity. Gene Ontology annotation, cellular component: peroxisomal membrane. NCBI's taxonomy places the organism in Eukaryota, Metazoa, Chordata, Actinopteri, Cichliformes, Cichlidae. Gene Ontology annotation, biological process: transport. The record is from RefSeq and is a predicted model, not a curated record.